AUGGGGGGACCCCACCCUACGGGGCCCGCGCCCCUGCCACUCCUGCUCGCGAAGGACAAACCAGGCCCGGUGGCUGCUGCCUGGCGCUUGGCUCCGGCCCGACCGCCCUCGCAGACGCAGCCCCCUCCCAGCCCCAGCGCCGCCGCGGCCGGGCAGGAAAGACCGCGGCUGCGUCCAGGGCCUGCUCGCGGCCCCUUCUCCAGCUCCCGCCCGGCCGGGUGGGCCCCACGCCGGGAUCCCUCCCUUCAGCCUCCCGAGCGGGAGCCACCUGCCCGGCCUCCCCGGCACUCCGAGCCCCGCUCCCGGGGCUGCUCGGGGGCGGUGCAGGACCCGGGCCCCUCCCCCGAGCCGCGGCCCUACCGGGUACAGGGCGCGGGCCCGCCUGGGUCCCAGAGCAGCGGGGGGCCCGGAGCCGGUGGCGGGCGGGAGGCUCAGGAGACCCCGGUUGCUCGGCACAGCCGGAUCCCCCACAGCGGAGCCAACUUGUUCGGGGUGGAGCCGCCGCGGCCUCGCCAAUCCGGGCCCGGGGCGGAGCCGGCGCUGCGGAGCUGGGCCCCGGCAGCUCCCCCUCCCGCCCCCCAGCGCCAGGCACCGGGAACUGCCAGGCACCGACCGGGAGCCUCGCGGGGACGCCAGCCCCCUCCGGCCCCCGGCGCCAGGCACCGACCGAAGCCUCGGAGAGACGCCAGCCCCUCCCCCGGCACCGACCGGGAGCCUCCGUGGGACGCCAGCUUCCCCCCCCCCCGGCCCAGCGCCAGGCAGCGAGCGGGAGCCUCGGGGGGACGCCAGCCCCCUCCGGCCCCCAGUGCCAGGCACCGAGCGGGGGCCUCUGUGGGACGCCAGCCCCUGGUCCAGUGCCAGGCACUGGGAGAAACCAACGCCCCGUGCCAGGCACCCUCCAGAGACACCAGCGGCCGCCAGCCAGUGCCAGACACCGGGAGAAAUCUCACACACACUCUUGUCAGUUGA
Gopherus flavomarginatus (Mexican gopher tortoise) is the source of this 969-nucleotide messenger RNA. RefSeq names its product basic proline-rich protein-like. The record is from RefSeq and is a predicted model, not a curated record. NCBI's taxonomy places the organism in Eukaryota, Metazoa, Chordata, Testudines, Testudinidae. The coding region runs from base 1 to 969 and encodes 322 amino acids. The transcript is spliced from 2 exons.